AUGCUGCCACCUCCCCGCUUCCGCUCCUCCACCGUCUCGGUCGUCAAGCGCCGCCGAAGUCGCCUCUGCCGCAUCCUCGCGGUCGCCGUGCCGACCUGCGUCAUCAUCGCGCUGCAGAUCCACGCGGCCGGCCACUUCGAGGAGAGCAUCGAGCUCGAGGCGUCGGCACACGGCCGCCGGAUGGCAGCAGAGGCCUCGCGCCAUGUAAACCACACGUCGCCACCCGCGCCACGAGCCUCUGCCGCCAACGGCAGUGCGCAGUGCAGCCGUCACCGGCGGCCGUAUCACGUCCUCGUGCCGUGCAGUCUCAGCGUGGAGCACCAGUGGCAGGCGCGGCUGUCGUACCACCGCUACCUGCGGCUCAAAGAGUCGGACCCGUGCAGCGACCUCGGCGCAAUCCUCUCGCGGCCGCCCCUCCCGGCCAGGCUGCUGGAGCCGUCGCCCGAAACUUCUCGGAACCUUCCUGCAGGCGGCUUCACGAGGCUGCUCACCUCGCCCGACGGCAAGCCCGACCUCCUGGCGGCCGAGAUGCCGACCGUGGUCACGCGCCAGCUGAAGCGCUCCGGCAGGCGCGACGACUGCGGCCACGGUGCGAUGACUGCGACCACGGUUUCCCUCUGCUGA
Molecule: messenger RNA, 624 nt
Organism: Emiliania huxleyi CCMP1516
Lineage: Eukaryota; Haptophyta; Isochrysidales; Noelaerhabdaceae
Exons: 2
Coding region: 1-624 (207 amino acids)
Source: RefSeq, a predicted model, not a curated record